This is a messenger RNA of Lethenteron reissneri (Far Eastern brook lamprey), 4005 nucleotides long. RefSeq names its product sodium-independent sulfate anion transporter-like. Gene Ontology annotation, molecular function: secondary active sulfate transmembrane transporter activity. Gene Ontology annotation, biological process: sulfate transmembrane transport. The record is from RefSeq and is a predicted model, not a curated record. Lineage: Eukaryota; Metazoa; Chordata; Hyperoartia; Petromyzontiformes; Petromyzontidae. Gene Ontology annotation, cellular component: membrane.
CGUGACAUCUGGAUCCACGUUGAAGGCUACGGGCGACCAAAUUGAGCAUCCGCGUCCUCAUUUUUUUCCAGCAACUCCAGAGCAAUACAACCACAGAGCUACACAACUACAGAGCUACACAACCACAGAGCAACACAACUACAGAGCUACACAACUACAGAUCAACACAACCACAGAGAAACACAACCACAGAGAAACACAACUACAGAUCAACACAACCACAGAGAAACACAACUACAUAUCAACACAACUACAGAUCAACACAACCACAGAGAAACACAACCACAGAGCAACACAACUACAGAUCAACACAACCACAGAGAAACACAACCACAGAGAAACACAACUACAUAUCAACACAACUACAGAUCAACACAACCACAGAGCAACACAACCACAGAGCAACACAACCACAGAGCAACACAACUACAGAUCAACACAACCACAGAGAAACACAACCACAGAGAAACACAACUACAUAUCAACACAACUACAGAUCAACACAACCACAGAGCAACACAACCACAGAGCAACACAACCACAGGACAACAUCACAAUACACAACAACUGCAGUACACAAUAACAGUCCACAAACCUACACAACUACAGUACGCAACAACUCUACACAACACUCCUACAAAACACAACUACUGUACACGUAACUGCAGUCCACACAACAACAGUACACACAACAACACAACAACAGUACAGUUUAACACGUGGCCGGCUUUCGCGAUCAAUAUUAAUAAUUAUCAACGUUUUUGGGUUUAGAUGGCGUUAUUUAUAAGUGUCGUAACCCUCCACCACCCGACACGGCCAAUCAGCAAAAAAGUGUCACGUUGACUAAAGACAAAAUAGUUCACCGCUUUAGCCCACCGGUGUGUUGAAGCGUGAAACCACAACAUUUACAAAACAUUUUUUCUUUUACACAACAACACAGCAACAAACACAACUACACAACAAGCGACUUGAGUACACAGCUGCACACAACGACCUCACAGAGGGACACAAUUCACACACAUCAGCACAAACUCACACUUGCUUCAAUCACACACCCACUGUUAACACAAUCGCACUCUUACCAACACACCACCAACACACGUUUAUUCACAAUCACACACACUGCUAAUACACUUCCAAUACACUACCAUACUAUACACUAUGAACACAAUCACUCACACUGCUAACACACUACCAUACUAUACACCACUAACACAAUCACUCACACCACUAACACACUAUGAACACAACCACUCACACUGCUAACACACUACCAUACUAUACACCACUAACACAAUCACUCACACCACUAACACACUAUGAGCACAACCACUCACACUGCUAACACACUACCAUACUAUACACCACUAACACAAUCACACUACUAACACACCACUAACACAACCACUCACACUACUAACACACCACUAACACACCACUAACACACUACCACUCACACAACUAGUCCACUAAGCAGGCGACUGACACGGUCACACCCCAUGAUCACUGCCGCACCCCGGAGACGCUGAUCCCCCCCCCCCCACACUCGGAGCGAGACGCAGGGGAGGUGAGAUGGCGGAGCGGUGCCACGCUGGUCUCGCUCGCGCUCUCGGGCUCGCCAGGACCGUCGUCGCGUCCGUGGCGCGCUGCUGUUGCCCACCUGGCCGUGUGCGUGGGCUGCUGCCCCCGCUCGCGUGGCUGCCAGGCUACACGCUGCGCUCUGCGCGCAUGGACUUGGUUGCAGGGCUCACCGUGGGCCUCACCGUGGUGCCUCAGUCCCUCGCCUAUGCACAGGUGGCCGGCUUACCUGCGCAGUACGGCCUCUACUCGGCCUUCAUGGGCUGCUUCGUGUACUGCCUGCUCGGGACGUCGAAGGACGUGACGCUGGGCCCCACGGCCAUCAUGUCACUCGUUGUGUCGGUGUACGUGCGCCGCGACCCCGUGUACGCCGUGCUGCUCACCUUCCUGUCUGGCGCCAUCCAGCUGCUCAUGGGGAUCUUCCGUUUGGGUUUUUUGGUCGAAUUCAUCUCCCUCCCUGUCUUGAAAGGAUUCACUUCCGCUGCUGCAAUAACGAUUGGAUUCAGCCAAAUUAAGACACUUCUCGGACUUAAAGACAUCCCUCAGCAGUUCUUUCAGGAGGUGUAUUACACGUUUUCCAAAAUCGCAGAGACCAGACUGGCGGAUGCCUUGCUGGGCGGGAGCUCCCUUCUGCUGCUCAUCCUCCUUCGCCUGAUUGCCGCACGGACCCCCUUCCCACCGCCCAUUCCUGUCUCCGUUCGUAUCAGCAACAGCAUCACCUCUAUUUUCGGGACAGUGCGCAAUGCGGUGGUCGUCCUGGCCGCCGCGCUCGUGGCGUUUGCCUGCGAGAGCCAGAGGCUGCAUCCCUUCACCCUCACGGGGCACAUUGCCCAGGGCCUACCCCCGUUCCACCCUCCUGCCUUCUCAGAAACCAAGGAAGGCACAUUCAUCCCUUUUUUGCAGAUCGUCAGGGAUCUGGGGUUGGCGCUGUUGGUCAUUCCGCUGCUGGGCUUCCUGGAGAGCAUUGCAAUCGCUAAAGCGUUUGCAACGAAGAACAUGUACAGGAUCGAUCCCAGCCAGGAACUGAUAGCAAUAGGCCUCACCAAUGUUCUGGGUUCCUUCACCUCUUCCUACCCCGUCACAGGCAGCUUUGGCAGAACCGCGGUGAAUUCCGAGACGGGUGUGGCAACACCCGCAGGCGGCCUUGUUACAGGAGCUGUGGUGCUGCUGUCGCUCGCCUUCCUCACGCAGUGGUUCUACUUCAUCCCCAAGGCCGCCCUCGCCGCCGUCAUCAUUUGCGCCGUGGCGCCGCUGUUCGACUGCCACAUUCUGUGGAGGCUUUGGAAAAUAAAAAAGUCAGAUGCAUUGGUGUUUGUGCUGACAUUUGGGCUGUGCCUGUGGGAGAUCCCGUAUGGGCUGCUGGGAGGGGUGGUCGCAUCUCUUCUGCCCCUCCUGUACCCACUUCUACGGCCACAUCUCCACGCGACGCGUGUGGAGGCAGCUGUGCCGGCCUCGGGGGCCCUGGUGGUGGAGCUGCAGUGCGGCCUGUGCUUCCUGGCUGUGGAGCACCUGCGCGACGAGCUGCUCGCCCUGCAGGCGCCUUGCUCUGCCAUCUCCGGGCCCUGCUCGGCCCCACGGCCGGUGGUGCUGGACUGCAAGGCCGUGUACAUGCUCGACUACUCGUCCGUCUGCGUCCUGCGGGAUCUGCUGCUCAACUUUCACAGCAGAGGCUCCCACUUGCUGCUUGCCUGUCUGCAGCCGCAAGUUCUUGACGUCCUGUGUCGUUCCGAGGUUGACUGCGAGCCAUUUGCAAGUGUGGAGAUGGCAGAAACGUGGCUGUCAGAACAAGAAUGCAAAGAAGAGAGAAUAUUACAUUGAGUUACUGAAGAAAUUGUUUUAAAUUUUACCCUGGAACACGAAACUUUUAUACAUUAUGUUUUAUUGUGUAUACAUCUAGAAGCUAAUCUUUUAAUGUAAUGUAUUAACCUGUGAGACUGUGUGAUGCUGAAACAUUUUUGCACAGAAAUUACACAAAAGCUGCAACAACAUUCUUGUCACUGUCGAUAUUACUGUAAAAUAAAGGUAAGCUUAUGGCUAAGGCCAAUGCAAUUUGUUUGUGCACUUUGCCUCCUCGAGACGAAAAUUAUGGGGCAGUUAUGGGGCUGUUGUGGAGAGAGUGGAGUAGUUCCCAUACCUGGGCAGUGUGCAUAUGACCAGCUCUGGUUUGGCAGCAGAGGUGUCACUCCGAAUCAGUCAAGCAGCAUUAUCAUUUCAUCAGCUCCAAAAUGCUGUGUGGAAUCUGCCUGGUCUGUCUCUCCUUACAAAGCUCUUGGUCUUCUCGUCCAGUCAUGGUGUCCCUUCUCUAUGCUUGUGAAAUGUGGACCCCUCUAACAGACCGUCGGCACUGGUUAGAAACAUGCAGACUGGCCUGUCUACGAUUCAUCCUGGCUUUAUCCAAAGCUCUGCCCCCCCCCCAAAUAAAACAUG